AUGAAUGUCAUCGAAUGGGCGUUCGGAAAGCGCAUGACGCCCGCGGAGCGUCUGCGCAAACAUCAGCGUGCCCUAGACAGAACGCAGCGCGAACUGGACCGCGAACGGACGAAGCUGGAGAACCAGGAGAAGAAAUUGGUGCAGGAUAUUAAGAAGAGUGCCAAGAAUGGCCAGAUGGAAGCUUGCAAGAUCCAGGCGAAGGACCUCGUGCGGACACGAAGAUAUAUCCAGAAAUUCUACCAGAUGCGCACACAACUACAGGCUAUUUCUCUCCGGAUCCAGACUGUGCGGAGUAAUGAACAGAUGAUGCAAUCCAUGAAGGGCGCAACGCACCUCCUGGGCAGUAUGAACCGACAGAUGAAUCUCCCUGCACUGCAGCGGAUCGCGAUGGAGUUUGAGCGCGAGAACGAGGUCAUGGACGAACGGCAAGAGAUGAUGGACGACGCAAUCGACGAGGCGACGGGGAUGGAGGGCGAGGAGGAGGAAGGAGAAGAUGUCAUGCGGGAGGUGCUGGACUCGCUUGGCGUCGAGCUCGGCGGCCAGCUGGGUGAAACACCUACCGACAUACAAACGGCAACCAAAGAACGGACUCCUGUUGCGCAGGCAGUCGGCGGCGGUGGAGGUCCUGCCACUGAUGAUGACGACCUCCAGGCCAGGUUUGAUGGUCUUAGACGAUGA
Penicillium riverlandense is the source of this 678-nucleotide messenger RNA. RefSeq names its product ESCRT-III subunit protein DID4. Gene Ontology annotation, cellular component: ESCRT III complex; multivesicular body. Gene Ontology annotation, biological process: protein transport; late endosome to vacuole transport; endosome transport via multivesicular body sorting pathway. The record is from RefSeq and is a predicted model, not a curated record. The transcript is spliced from 5 exons. NCBI's taxonomy places the organism in Eukaryota, Fungi, Ascomycota, Eurotiomycetes, Eurotiales, Aspergillaceae. Bases 1 to 678 code for a protein of 225 amino acids.